AAAAGGGCCCGGCGCCACCGUUCCCACUGCUACAUAACAACGCGCCCGCGCCCGCUCCAGGGUUCACACGGCCCAGGAUGGCAGGCCACCACCACCAGCGCACCCGCCGGGCAAACUGAACGCACGCGCGGUCGGCGGCGGCGGCGGCGGGAAACCCCGCGGAACCAGAGCCCCCCAAAAGCCACGCCGAGACCAUGGCACCCGGGCGACGCGGCCACGCCUGCCUCCGCGCCCUGCCCCUGGCGCUCGCCUUGGCGUUGGCGUGCCUCCUCCCGCGCCACGCCGCGGCGCAGCAGGCCGACGAGGCGGCGCUGCUGCUCCGGAUCAAGCGGGCGUGGGGCGACCCGGAGGCGCUCGCCUCGUGGGGCGCCGCGGUGGGGGCCUCGCACUGCAACUGGACCUACGUGGCCUGCGACGCGGCGGGGCGGGUCGCGUCGCUGGCGCUCCCCAACGUGACGCUGGCGGGCGCCGUGCUGCCCGACGACAUCGGCGGGCUCGCGGGCCUCACGGUGCUCGACCUCUCCAACACCAGCGUCGGCGGCGGCUUCCCGGCGUCCCUCUACAACUGCGCCGCCAUCGCGCGCGUCGACCUCUCCAACAACCGGCUCGCCGGGGAGCUCCCGGCCGACAUCGGCCGGCUCGGGGGCAGCCUCACCUACCUCGCCCUGGACCACAACAACUUCACCGGCGCGAUUCCGGCGGCGCUGUCCAAGCUCACGAACCUGACGUACCUCGCCCUCAACGGAAACGAGCUCACCGGCACGAUCCCGCCGGAGCUCGGUGAGCUGGUUAACCUUGAGACGAUCAAGCUCGAGAAUAAUCUCUUCGGUGCCGGCACGCUGCCGGAGUCGUUCAAGAACCUGAAGAAGCUGACGACCGUCUGGCUGGCGAACUGCAGCCUCGGCGGCGAGUUCCCGACUUACGUCACGCGGAUGACGGAGAUGGAGUGGUUCGACCUGUCCACAAACAGAUUCACCGGCAACAUCCCGCCCGGCAUUUGGAACCUCCGGAAGCUGCAGUACUUGUAUCUUUACACCAACCUCCUCUCCGGCGAGAUCACCAUCAACGGCCCGAUUGGAGCAGCAAGUUUGAUAGAGGUUGACCUGUCGAUGAACCAGCUGAUCGGAACCAUCCCAGAAAGUUUCGGGAGCUUGCUGCAACUAAAGCUCUUGAACUUGCAACAGAACAAUCUCACCGGCGGGAUACCGCCGAGCAUUGCCCGGCUGCCAUCCUUGGUGUUCCUGUGGCUGUGGGACAACUACCUCAGCGGAGAGCUCCCGGCGGAGCUCGGGAAGGAGACGCCGCUGCUAAGAGACAUCCAGAUCGACAGCAACUACUUUGUCGGGCCGAUACCGGAGGGGAUUUGCAGCCACCAACAGUUGUGGGUGCUCACCGCCUCCGGUAACCGGCUGAACGGUUCGAUCCCGACCGGUCUCGCCAGCUGCUCUGCUCUCAUAUUUCUCCAGCUCCAAGAUAACGAGUUGUCCGGCGAGGUGCCGGCCGCUCUGUGGACGGUGCCGAAGCUUCUGACCUUGUCUCUGCAAAACAAUGGGCAGCUGAGCGGAAGCCUGCCGGAGAAGCUGUAUUGGAACACGACGAGCAUAUACAUCGACAACAACCGAUUCACCGGACGGAUUCCGGCAUUGGCCACUCGUCUCCUGAGGUUCCACGCCAGCAACAACUUGUUCUCCGGUGAAAUACCGGCGGGGCUUGCCGCGCCCGAUGGGAUGCCACUGCUGCAGGAGCUGGACCUGUCGGCGAACCAGCUCUCUGGGCCAAUCCCAGAGAGCAUUGCGUCGCUCACUGGCGUCGCGCAGAUGAACCUCAGCCAUAACCAGCUCACCGGCGAGAUUCCGGCAGGAUUGAGCUCCAUACCGGUGCUCAACGUGCUGGACCUUUCGUCGAACCAGCUUUCCGGUGCCAUACCGCCGUCUCUGGGAUCGCUGAGGUCUAGCCAGCUUAACUUGUCGUCCAACCAGCUCACCGGCGAGAUCCCGGCGGCGCUGGCCAACCCCGCCAACGACCAAAGCUUUUUGCGCAACCCGGGGCUCUGCGCCGCCGCAUCGUUGGUUGGGAACCUCAAGGGCGUGCGCUCGUGCGCGGCCCGGCCAACCGACCAUGUCUCGCCGCGUCUCCGCGCGGGCCUCUUCGCCGCGGGCGUCGCGCUCAUCGUCGUCAUCGCGGCGCUUGCCGUCUUCGUCGUCCGCGACAUCAGGAGGCGGAAGCGGCGGCUCGCGCAGGCCGAGGAGCCCUGGAAGCUCACCCCUUUCCAUCCCCUGGACUUCGGCGAGACCUCCGUGGUGCGCGGGCUCGCCGACGAGAACCUCGUCGGCAAGGGCGGCUCGGGCCGCGUGUACCGCGUCACAUACACCAGCCGGAGCAGCGGCGGCACGGGGGGCACCGUGGCCGUGAAGCGCAUCUGGACCGGCGCGAAGCUGGACAGGAGCCUGGAGCGCGCGUUCGCGUCGGAGGUGGACGUCCUCGGCCACAUCCGGCACAGCAACAUCGUGAAGCUUCUAUGCUGCCUCUCCCGCGCGGAAACCAAGCUCCUCGUCUACGAGUUCAUGGACAACGGCAGCCUGGACAAGUGGCUGCACGGCCACAAAUGGUUGGCCAGGGGCACGAUGGCGAGGUCCCCGUCGGUCCGGCGGGCGCCGCUGGACUGGCCGACGAGGGUCAAGGUGGCCGUCGGCGCCGCGCGCGGGCUGUACUACAUGCACCAGGAGUGCUCGCCGCCGAUCGUGCACCGGGACGUCAAGUGCAGCAACAUCCUGCUCGACUCGGAGCUCAACGCCAAGGUCGCCGACUUCGGCCUCGCAAGGAUGCUGGUCGAGGCCGGCAGAGCUGAUACGGUGACCGCCGUCGCCGGAUCGUUCGGUUACAUGGCUCCCGAGUGCGCGUACACGAGGAAGGUGAACGAGAAGGUCGACGUGUACAGCUUCGGGGUUGUCCUCUUGGAGCUGACCACCGGCAGGGAGGCCAACGACGGCGGCGAGCACGGCUCCCUGGCCGACUGGGCGUGGCGGCACCUGCAGGCCGGUAAAAGCAUCGCCGACGCCGCGGACAAGAGCAUCAGGGACGCCGGGUACGGUGACGACGUCGAGGCCGUCUUCAAGCUCGGGAUUAUAUGUACCGGCCGCCAGCCGUCCACGCGGCCGACGAUGAAGGACGUGCUGCAGAUACUGCAGCGCUGCGAGCAGGCGCACCGGAAGACCGCCGACGAGAAGGUCGCCGACCACGACGCCGCCCCGCUACUACAGGUGCGAGGAGGCAGCCGCCGGAAACAGCUCUCCGAUACCAAAGUGAGCGACGAUGGCGGGAAGGGCGGUUUCGACUGCAACGUCUGAAGAAAAGCAGAAUGGGUAAAUCAAUGUCUGUAGGAACCCUGACCUCCUACUGAGGUUAGGAUCUAGGACGGUACGGUAGCAGCCAGCCUUGUGCAGUGCUAGGUGAUCCAAGCAAGUAAAGGAUGGUCGCAGCUCACUAUACCACUUCUUUUGGUUGCGGCCGACUGGGCGGCCCCUAAGAUUUCCGAGUCUUAGAAGAGCAGAGCAAGGAUAGUCACAGUUCAGUAGCUAACCUCAGCACCACUUCCUGCAACAACACUGAUGGACAGACAAUGCAACAGUGGCAGUUCCAUCUUAUAGGUGUGUGUAUAUGUACUGUAACUGCAACCAUAUAAUUUUUGAAGCCAUGAAACUAAAUUCAGUGAUAUAUAUUUGAG
Molecule: messenger RNA, 3724 nt
Organism: Panicum hallii
Lineage: Eukaryota; Viridiplantae; Streptophyta; Magnoliopsida; Poales; Poaceae
Product: receptor-like protein kinase HSL1
Exons: 2
Coding region: 195-3347 (1050 amino acids)
Biological process (GO): protein phosphorylation
Molecular function (GO): ATP binding; protein kinase activity; protein binding
Source: RefSeq, a predicted model, not a curated record